Mya arenaria is the source of this 2023-nucleotide messenger RNA. RefSeq lists its product as uncharacterized. NCBI's taxonomy places the organism in Eukaryota, Metazoa, Mollusca, Bivalvia, Myida, Myidae. The coding region runs from base 252 to 1850 and encodes 532 amino acids. The record is from RefSeq and is a predicted model, not a curated record. Gene Ontology annotation, molecular function: protein binding. The transcript has a single exon.
UGUGCAAACUGUGUUACUCAUUGAUAUUUAUCCUCAUAACGCGUACCAAGAUAAGGCAAUAUAUACUGCUUGUAGUCGAUAUUAGUUAUCAUUUUUCCAGGUGAUCGUUUACUUUAUGUAUGAGGAGUUGACGAAUUUCGACAGGAAACUUUUACAAAAUCAUUGGAAUUUACAAUGAUAUUAAAAAUAAACGUUUGGAAAAUUAACGCUAAAAGGCAGCAUAGUCGAUUAGUGCUGACUGGAAAAACGAAAUGGCGACGGCAGAUGAAACUGAUGAUAGUUUGUCAAACACUAGCGGAUAUUUUCAGUGUGAGCCAUGUUCAUCCGAUGGACAGAGACGAAGGGUUGAGGGAUUUUGCAUGGAGUGCAAUGAAUAUCUGUGUCAGUUUUGUCUGGAUACACACCGGAAACUAAGCAUGUCGAAGACACAUCAUGUUAAAAGAGGGAAAGACAUACCAGAAACAAAGCAAAACAAACAAACUCCGAAUCCUGCUGAAACCAAUUGUCAUUUCCAUACUGACAAGCAAAUAACUUAUUUCUGUAAAUCACACCAGCAGCUCUGUUGUGACCAGUGUGUGAUUUUGGGGCACAAGGUUUGUACUGAUGUAAAGUCUAUUAGCGAUCAUUCUCAAGAGUUAAUUGAAAGCAAAGAAUUUAAGACGGCUUUCGAGAAGCUUAAGAGCUUACAAUCCGUAUACACAGCGAAAAUCAAGGAAGUUAGAAAGAAUCUUGAAGACGUUGAUUUGUAUUAUCAUAACUCGAUGGAAACGUUCAAAGCUGAAGUUGACAAAAUUAAGAUGGCGGAUAUAAAUAAGUUAAAGGCUAUUGUCGCUUCGUACGAAUGUAUUCUUCGCCAGUUGAUUGCAUGGUUUGAUUAUAUCGACACCUAUACAAACAACAAACAGAGCAAGGAACUCGCCGUGCUGGUGUUGGGGACAACAAAAUCUGUAAAUGCGAUCGAAGAUAAUGUGCAAAAGCUUUGCAAAGACGACAGUAUUGUCAGAUAUGGCUUUGUACCAGAUAAAACAUCACUGCUUCGUCUAAUCAAGGCACCAUUUCUCGUUAAGACUUUCACUGUCAAACAUGAACGUGACAAACAAAUAUGUUUUAUUUCAGACAUUGCACUGUUAAAAGAAAACCUCAUCUUAGUCACAGACUACAACAAUUCAAGCCUGAAGAUAUUUAAUUCUGAUUCAACAACUCUUGUGUCCUACGUUAAACUGCAGUACCAGCCCUGGCAAAUGUCGGUAACAGAAAAAGGUGAGAUCUACGUAACACUUGGUCAAUCUAAAAUCCUCCAUCUAAAUUCACCGGCAACAGACCUUACCACAUUCCGUGAGAUAGACGUAGACGGCAAAUGUUAUGCCAUAGAAUGCUUGAACAAAACCCUGAAAGUUCAGUGUACGUCUCCUGCCAAAACUCUAGAAGUAGAUGGAGAUGGCAAACAAGUCAGAGUUAUCAACAACGACUUAAGUAAGGAGACCACAGAGCAAGGAGAACAGUUUGUUUCCAAUCCACGCUGGUCAACACAAGAUCCUGAUACGGGCUCAAUGUAUGUUUCAUGCAACGAAAAAUCAUCAAUUGCAGAAAUAACAAGUGCCGGCCAAGUAAAGCUAUUUGUGAAGUCAGUCCAGCUGAAUUCUCCUCAGGGUCUGUGCAUGGACAAUGAUGGUUCUAUCCUCGUUUGUCGCUCCAGCAAUAACGUGUAUAGGGUGAAGAGGAAUGGAGAUAUACAGAGUGUUUUACCUCAAUCUCUAAGCUUUCAACCUCACGCAAUUGCUUUUGAUAAAUCUACAAAGAGGUUGUAUGUCGGAGGAGAGUCAAAUGAACUCCGUGUGUUCCAAGUCUAAACUUUGAAAUCAUUAAAUGAAUACAUUAAAUAAAGCUAUAAAAGCAUUAUAUAGUAACUUACAUUGAAUAUAACAUUGCAUAUAUUUAUCAUUAUAUAAAGUACACUUGACAUUAUAUCUAAGGGAUUUGUUUGGUUAUUUGACUUUUGUACAUAUUAAAUAACUCGGUGAAA